Messenger RNA from Spirodela intermedia, 345 nucleotides. Lineage: Eukaryota; Viridiplantae; Streptophyta; Magnoliopsida; Alismatales; Araceae. The record is from the annotation of a GenBank genome assembly.
AUGGCGGCCCCUUCCCUUCAGAGAUCUGUCGAGACGUUCAGGAGGUCGGGCUCAUCGGGGUUGGUAUGGGACGAUAGGUUCACGGAGGACAUGGGCGUCGGCAAGUCCAAAGUGGAAGCCGCGGAGUUCAGGGAGCUGAGACAUGCCUACAGUGUUGGGACCAUCGGGCAAGCGGAUCACCGCCGCUACAACAACGCCUGCCGUCUGAGCCGGACCAACAUGGCGUCUCCGGCCGUCGACCCGCCCUCUCCCAAGCUCUCUCGCUUUGGCCUCCUGGGGAUUUUCGCGAAUUCCCGUACUGAAUCACUCACUACAAACGAAUCCAAGACGCUCAGGCACCGCUAG